UUCGUUCUCCACAUGUCCUCGCAUCAUGACAAGGUCAUCCCCUCCAACCCAGGUGAGAGGCUCCUAAACUACUAUGCGGAGUCGACUGAACCAGUCACAUGGACCGACACGUGCCCUGAAGUCCUGCUAAAACAGGAGAGGACUUUUUCAUGCCCGGACACGAGCUUGAGCAUGAAAACAAGUCCUGGGAACCACUCACAAUCUGCAGAACUUCCAAUGUCGCCUUCGGUGCAAUAUACUCUUGUUGCAGUGUCAUUCCUACUUCUAUUCACUGUAUUAUUUUCAAUGAUAUUUGAAUGUUACGGCAGGAGAAUGAUUUAGGAGCUAAGCAGCUAAGUAUGCUUUGAAAGAAUUAUUUUUUCUUAUUGCAGGGAAAAAAUGUGAUUUGAGUUUGAAUUUGAAUUAUCAGGAAUAUGUAUUUUACAAAGGGGAAGAACUGAAGAUGAACAUUAUCUGCCCUAUGUCUUUA
Molecule: messenger RNA, 469 nt
Organism: Penaeus monodon (black tiger shrimp)
Lineage: Eukaryota; Metazoa; Arthropoda; Malacostraca; Decapoda; Penaeidae
Exons: 2
Coding region: 13-321 (102 amino acids)
Source: RefSeq, a predicted model, not a curated record